Vicia villosa (hairy vetch) is the source of this 8453-nucleotide messenger RNA. Its product is annotated as dnaJ homolog subfamily C GRV2. The record is from RefSeq and is a predicted model, not a curated record. Gene Ontology annotation, biological process: endosome organization; receptor-mediated endocytosis; regulation of early endosome to late endosome transport. NCBI's taxonomy places the organism in Eukaryota, Viridiplantae, Streptophyta, Magnoliopsida, Fabales, Fabaceae. Gene Ontology annotation, cellular component: endosome membrane. The coding region runs from base 499 to 8223 and encodes 2574 amino acids. The transcript is spliced from 22 exons.
AAAAGCAAAAAAGAGCUAAGCCAAUAAGAAAAAGCCACAUCAUCCUCAAUAAGUCAAGACGGUGCGUUUCAACAUCUCCUACUCCUCCUCCUCUCUGUCUGUAUCUCUUGCCAUCGUUUCUCUGCUGUACUACCCAACUCGAUCGCUUGCUCCGAUUCAUUCAAUCCCCACAUGCACACAAUCAUCACCACCCUCGAUUCCACCACCGCAAUCUCUCUUCUCCCAAUCGCAACAAGAAUCAAGAACGCAACAUUGGAUGACCAAAAUUCUCGAAGCUAGGGUUCGAGUAAAUCGAACAAAAAUCUAAUCAAAGAACUGGGGGCGAAUCAGUCUCGGGUUCACCGAAGCCCCGCGGCUUCGCCGUCGCAGGGACUCUGGUUUUUCCUCCGUUUCUACAAUGCGCCACGUGUCCAAACACUCGCUCAGCUUCCUUCUGUUGAAUCCGUAAGCCGUUACGCUUCCGAUCUUAACCGUCCCGUUCCUCUUCCUCCGCCGGUCAUGGAAAACGCCGCUAGUAUUUCCGCCGCUGCUAAUUCUGCUCCUCUCGAAGAGCCUGAAUACUUGGCUCGAUACCUCGUUGUUAAACACUCGUGGCGUGGACGCUACAAGCGGAUUCUCUGUAUUUCUAGUGUGUCUGUUAUUACUCUUGAUCCUUCUACGCUUGCUGUUACGAAUUUCUAUGAUGUUGCUACUGAUUUUGAAAGCGCUGCUCCUGUCCUUGGUCGCGAUGAGAAUUCUAUUGAGUUUAGCAUCAACGUGCGGACUGAUGGACGUGGGAAAUUCAAAGCUAUGAAGUUCUCGUCGCGAUAUAGGGCGAGUAUUUUGACGGAGUUGCAUCGGAUAAGGUGGAAUCGGUUGGCGCCAGUGGCUGAGUUUCCUGUGCUUCAUCUUCGUAGGAGGGCUUCUCAGUGGGUUCCUUUUAAAUUGAAAGUAACAUAUGCCGGUGUCGAACUCGUUGAUGCUAAAUCCGGUGAGCUUCGGUGGUGUUUGGAUUUCAGAGACAUGGAUUCCCCUGCAAUUGUUCUUCUUUCUGACGCCUUUGGAAAGAAAAAUGUUGAUCAUGGUAGUGGAUUUGUUCUUUGUCCCUUGUAUGGAAGGAAGUCAAAAGCUUUCCAAGCUACUUCUGGGUGCACAACAUCAGCUAUUAUCUCUAAUUUGACAAAAACUGCAAAAUCCACUGUGGGGCUGUCCUUGUCUGUGGAAACAUCUCAAACUCUUUCCGUUUCUGAGUAUAUAAAACAAAGGGCAAAAGAAGCAGUUGGAGCAGAAGAUACCCCGUUGGGUGGUUGGUCGGUAACACGGCUGCGUUCUGCUGCCCAUGGAACUCUAAAUGUUCCAGGGUUGAGCUUAGGAGUUGGCCCAAAAGGUGGACUAGGUGAUCACGGUGAUGCGGUAUCUCGUCAGCUCAUACUUACAAAGGUUUCACUUGUGGAAAGGCGUCCUGAGAACUAUGAAGCUGUUAGUGUUCGUCCUUUAUCUUCGGUGUGUGCUCUUGUUCGGUUUGCUGAAGAACCCCAGAUGUUUGCAAUUGAAUUCAGCGAUGGAUCCCCCAUCCAUGUUUACGCAAGCACAUCUCGUGAUAGUUUACUUGCAGCAGUUCGUGAUGCCUUGCAAACUGAAGGUCAAUGUGCCAUACCUGUCUUGCCAAGACUAACAAUGCCUGGUCACCGUAUUGAUCCUCCCUGUGGGAGAGUUUAUUUGCAAUAUGGUCAACAAAAGCCUGUUGCUGAUGCAGAAAGUGCAUCCAUGCAUUUGAAACAUUUAGCAGCUGCUGCCAAAGAUGCUGUUGCUGAAGGUGGUUCCAUUCCUGGAUCUAGGGCUAAACUAUGGCGUAGAAUAAGGGAGUUCAAUGCCUGUAUACCAUAUAGCGGGGUACCUUCAAACAUUGAAGUACCAGAGGUUACUUUGAUGGCCUUAAUUACUAUGCUUCCUGCUGCUCCUAAUCUUCCUCCAGAGUCUCCUCCACUGCCACCCCCUUCUCCUAAAGCUGCAGCUACUGUGAUGGGGUUUAUUGCAUGUCUGCGAAGACUACUUUCUUCUAGAAGUGCAGCUUCACAUGUGAUGUCUUUUCCAGCCGCAGUUGGAAGGAUGAUGGGUUUACUCCGAAAUGGUUCAGAAGGUGUAGCUUCUGAGGCUGCAGGGCUUGUUGCCGUACUCAUUGGUGGUGGACCUAGUGAUGCAAGUGUAAUAGAUUCUAAAGGAGAGUGGCAUGCUACGAUUAUGCAUAACAAGUCAGUAUUGUUUGCUAAUCAUAGUUAUAUCAUUAUCCUUGUCAACAGAUUAAAGCCCAUAUCAGUAUCACCAUUACUCUCAAUGGCUCUUGUUGAAGUGCUUGAGGCUAUGAUUUGUGAUCCGCACGGAGAGACUACCCAAUAUACUGUUUUUGUUGAGUUGUUACGCCAAGUUGCUGGGUUGAAGCGUCGCUUGUUUGCACUGUUUGGUCACCCUGCUGAAAGUGUUAGAGAAACUGUAGCUGUGAUAAUGCGAUCAAUUGCAGAAGAAGAUGCUAUUGCUGCAGAGUCAAUGCGGGAUGCUUCUCUACGUGAUGGUGCUUUGUUGAGGCACUUGCUACAUGCAUUUUUUCUUCCUGCCGGUGAGCGUCGUGAAGUUAGUAGACAACUUGUUGCUCUUUGGGCAGAUUCCUAUCAACCUGCUUUGGAGCUAUUAUCUCGAAUUCUGCCUCCAGGCCUUGUUGCUUAUUUGCACACACGUUCUGAAGGAGUUCUUGCCGAAGACACUAAUCAAGAAGAGUCAUCAUCUAGGAGAAGAAAAAGACGUUUACUUCAGCAGAGGAAAGGUCGCAUAGGGAGAGGAUUAACCUCCCAAGAACAAUCUUUCCCUUCAACUAAUAACUUCGAUGUGUCUGAUUCAGGUAGGCAGACAGGGGAUGCUGUUGGUAAAGGCUCAGAUAACUAUCCUAACACCUCUGUUGACCCAAGUUCUGUACAGGCUUCAAGUUUUCAAUCUUCUAUAGCGCAUACUAGCGAAAGUUUGGCCAAUGGAUCAGAAGCCCAAGUUGGGGUUCCAACUGUUGCUGCUUCAACUAUCGUGGCAUCAGAAAACUCGAACGAAGCUCCUGAUUUUUCAAAUUCAGUUGAUCCGGACAGCAGUGGAGUUGAUUCUCAGAAUGCAGGCAUUCCAGCUCCUGCUCAAGUUGUUGUGGAGAACACCCCUGUAGGAUCUGGUCGGCUUUUAUGUAAUUGGCCUGAAUUUUGGCGAGCUUUUGAUUUAGAUCACAAUAGGGCCGACUUGAUUUGGAAUGAGCGCACCAGGCAAGAGUUGAGAGAAUCGUUGCAAGCUGAAGUUCAUAAACUAGAUGUUGAGAAAGAGCGCACUGAAGAUAUUGUUCCAGGGGGUGCUACCCUUGAAUUGAUGACAGGGACUGAGAGUGUACCCCAAAUAUCUUGGAACUACUCAGAAUAUUCUGUUCGUUACCCAAGCUUGUCGAAAGAAGUUUGUGUGGGUCAGUAUUAUCUGCGUUUACUGCUUGAGAGUGGCAGUGGUGGCAGGGCACAAGACUUCCCAUUGCGUGAUCCAGUUGCUUUCUUUAGAGCCCUUUACCAUCGUUUCUUGUGUGAUGCGGACACAGGACUUACCGUAGAUGGCGCUGUUCCUGAUGAAUUAGGUGCAUCUGAUGAUUGGUGUGACAUGGGUAGGUUAGAUGGUUUUGGCGGAGGUGGUGGAUCAUCAGUGAGAGAGCUUUGUGCUAGGGCAAUGUCAAUUGUAUAUGAGCAGCAUAACAAGACCAUUGGCCCUUUUGAAGGUACAGCUCACAUCACCGUUCUAUUGGAUAGGACAGAUGACAGAGCUUUGAGGCACCGACUUCUUUUACUUCUGAAGGCAUUGAUGAAGGUUUUAUCAAAUGUUGAGGCUUGUGUUCUGGUUGGAGGUUGUGUUUUAGCAGUUGAUCUGAUUACAGUAGUACAUGAAACCUCAGAGAGGACAUCUAUUCCCUUGCAAUCAAAUUUGAUAGCAGCUAGUGCUUUUAUGGAACCACUCAAGGAAUGGAUGUAUAUUGACAAAGAUGGUUCUCAAGUUGGGCCUAUGGAAAAAGAUGCCAUUAGAAGGUUAUGGUCCAAGAAGGCUAUUGAUUGGACAACAAGGUUUUGGGCUUCUGGGAUGCUAGAUUGGAAGAAGCUGCGUGAUAUUCGCGAGCUUCGUUGGGCACUUGCAAGUAGAGUUCCUGUCAUUACCCCACCUCAGGUUGGGGACACAGCUCUGUCCAUAUUGCAUAGCAUGGUCUCUGCGCAUUCAGAUUUAGAUGAUGCUGGAGAGAUUGUAACACCAACUCCUAGAGUAAAAAGAAUUUUGUCAAGUCCACGCUGCCUUCCACAUAUUGCACAGUCAAUUCUUUCUGGGGAACCAAGUAUUGUUGAAGCAGCUGCUGCUUUGCUGAAGGCUAUUGUUACCCGCAACCCCAAAGCCAUGAUACGUCUCUACAGUACCGGUGCAUUUUAUUUUGCGCUAGCUUAUCCUGGGUCUAAUCUCCUUUCAAUUGGGAAGCUCUUCGCUGUCACCCAUGUCCAUCAAGCAUUUCAUGGUGGCGAAGAGGCUGCAGUUUCUUCUUCACUGCCGUUGGCAAAACGCAGUGUUCUCGGUGGACUUCUACCUGAAUCUUUAUUGUAUGUACUGGAGCGUAGUGGUCCAGCGGCUUUCGCAGCAGCAAUGGUUUCUGAUUCUGACACUCCAGAGAUAAUAUGGACUCACAAAAUGAGGGCAGAAAAUCUAAUUCGUCAGGUUUUGCAGCAUCUUGGUGAUUAUCCACAGAAAUUGUCACAGCAUUGCCAUGUUUUAUAUGACUAUGCCCCCAUGCCUCCAGUGACAUAUCCUGAGCUGAGAGAUGAAAUGUGGUGUCACCGUUACUACCUUAGGAACCUAUGUGAUGAGAUUCGUUUUCCAAAUUGGCCAAUUGUUGAACACGUUGAAUUUCUACAGUCAUUACUUGUAAUGUGGCGUGAAGAGUUAACAAGAAAGCCCAUGGACCUCUCUGAAGAAGAAGCUUGUAAGAUCCUCGAGAUAUCCUUGGAGGAUGUAUCUAAUGAUGAUGUUAAUAAGAAGAAUUCUUUCGAGACUCCGGACGAAGCAUUUAGCUUAUCGAAGCAGAUUGAGAACAUUGAUGAAGAAAAAUUAAAGCGACAAUACAGGAAACUUGCGAUGAAAUAUCAUCCAGACAAAAAUCCUGAAGGAAGGGAGAGAUUUCUUGCUAUCCAGAAGGCCUAUGAGCGCCUCCAGGCCACCAUGCAAGGUUUACAAGGUCCUCAACCUUGGAGGUUACUGCUUUUAUUAAAGGGACAGUGUAUUUUAUACAGAAGAUAUGGAACCAUAUUAGAGCCAUUCAAAUAUGCUGGCUAUCCGAUGUUGCUGAGUGCUGUUACUGUUGACAAGGAUGAUAACAAUUUUCUUUCUUCGGAUAGAGCACCUCUCCUUGUUGCUGCCUCAGAGCUUGUCUGGCUAACGUGUGCUGCUUCUUCAUUGAAUGGCGAGGAGCUGGUAAGAGAUGGAGGCAUACAUCUUCUUGGAACUCUUCUUUCCCGUUGCAUGUGCGUUGUUCAGACAACUACUCCUGGAACUGAACCAUCUUCCGUCAUUGUUACAAACAUCAUGAGAACAUUCUCAGUUCUUAGUCAGUUUGAGGCUGCCAGAGCUGAGAUGCUUGAGUUUUCUGGAUUAAUUGAGGACAUUGUGCAUUGCACUGAAUUUGAGCUUGUAGCUGAGACAGUUGAUGCUGCUUUACAGACUAUUGCCAGUGUUUCUGUUUCCUCUGAAUUGCAGAAUGCUUUACUGAAGGCUGGUGUUUUAUGGUACCUUUUGCCAUUGCUGCUUCAGUAUGACUCAACUGCAGAAGAAUCUAAUGCAACAGAAUCACAUGGUGUUGGUGCUAGUGUUCAAAUUGCAAAAAAUAUGCAUGCUGUAAGAGCAUCUGAGGCUUUGUCAAGACUCAGUGGUUUGUAUGGCGAUGGGAGUUUAAUACCAUAUAAUCAGGCAGCUGCUGAUGCCCUUAAAGUUAUGCUAACUCCUAAGCUUUCUAGCAUGCUAAAAGAUCAAAUGCCCAAAGAUUUACUUUCAAAGUUAAAUGCAAACCUGGAGUCCCCAGAGAUUAUCUGGAACUCUUCAACUCGAGCAGAGCUUCUGAAAUUUGUGGAUCAGCAACGGGCAGCUCAAGGUCCUGAUGGUUCGUAUGAUAUUAAAGACUCACACGACUUUGUCUAUGAAGCAAUAUCAAAAGAAUUGUUCAUUGGCAAUGUUUACUUGAGAGUCUACAACGAUCAGCCAGACUUCGAAAUUAGUGAACCAGAAGCUUUUUGUGUUGCACUAAUUGAUUUUAUAUCCUCUCUUCUGCACAAUCAAUGUGUUGAAGAGCCCAAUCAUAAUGUUGAAGAGACCACCAGUUUCACCGAGACUUCCGAGCAUCUAAAUGAGGCUGUUGAUGGAUCUGCCAAUGAACAUCAGAUCCCGAAUAGUUCUGGCACGAUGUCGGACGAACAAUCUCUAGGGAAGGAAGAACCUGAGCUGAUUAAAAAUCUCCGUUCGGCAAUGAUCUCUCUUCAGAACCUUCUGACUAGCAAUCCAAACUUAGCAUCCAUAUUUUCUAAUAAAAACAAGUUGCUGCCUCUUUUUGAAUGCUUUUCGGUGGCCGAAGCAUCAGACAGUAACAUUCCUCAACUUUGCCUUGCAGUGCUGUCACUCUUGACAGCACAUGCUCCCUGCUUGCAAGCCAUGGUUGCAGAUGGAUCUAGUCUUCUGCUUUUAUUGCAAAUGCUUCACUCAGCUCCCAGUUGUCGUGAAGGGUCUCUCCAUGUUCUCUAUGCAUUGGCAACCACACCAGAACUGGCCUGGGCAGCUGCUAAGCACGGCGGGGUUGUCUACAUUCUUGAAUUGCUAUUGCCUUUGACGGAAGAAAUUCCACUUCAACAAAGAGCUAUGGCAGCCUCCUUGUUAGGGAAACUCGUUAGCCAACCAAUGCACGGACCAAGAGUUUCAAUAACACUUGCAAGGUUCCUUCCAGAUGGCAUUGUAUCCAUAAUUAGGGAUGGACCUGGUGAAGCUGUUGUAGUUGCCCUUGAGCAGACUACCGAGACACCAGAACUUGUAUGGACGCCGGCUAUGGCAGCUUCCCUAUCUGCACAGAUUUCUACUAUGGCAUCAGAGCUAUAUCGUGAGCAGAUGAAAGGCCGUGUUGUUGAUUGGGAUGUGCUUGAGCAGGCAUCUGGACAGCAGGAAAUGAGAGACGAGCCACAGGUUGGGGGCAUCUAUGUCCGUCUUUUUCUGAAAGAUCCUAAAUUCCCUCUGAGAAACCCUAAAAGGUUCUUGGAAGGUUUACUAGAUCAGUACUUGUCAUCUAUUGCCGCCACUCAUUAUGAGGCACUGACUGUUGACCCAGAGCUUCCUUUGCUUCUUUCGGCCGCCCUGGUCUCGUUACUGCGUGUGCACCCUGCACUUGCUGAUCAUGUUGGGUAUCUUGGAUAUGUACCUAAACUAGUUGGUGCAGUUGCAUUUGAAGGAAGACGAGAAACAAUGUCGACAGGUGAGAUAAAUAACGGGAAGCAUGCAGACAAAACAAAUGGCCCAGAUAACGAAACAACAGAGACCACCCAAACUCCUCAAGAGCGUGUGCGUCUGAGUUGUUUGCGUGUCUUGCAUCAACUGGCGGCCAGUACCACAUGUGCUGAAGCCAUGGCAGCAACUAGUGUCGGAACACCUCAGGUUGUUCCAUUACUAAUGAAAGCUAUAGGGUGGCAAGGUGGAAGCAUUUUAGCUCUUGAGACCCUUAAGCGUGUUGUGGUUGCUGGCAACCGAGCCAGGGACGCCCUUGUUGCACAAGGACUUAAAGUUGGUCUUGUUGAUGUACUUCUUGGUCUUCUUGAUUGGAGAGCUGGGGGGAGGAAUGGGUUUUGUUCUCAAAUGAAGUGGAAUGAAUCUGAAGCAUCUAUUGGUCGGGUGCUUGCAAUUGAGGUUCUGCAUGCGUUUGCUACUGAAGGAGCCCAUUGUACUAGAGUGCGGGAAAUAUUGAAUAACUCAGAUGUUUGGAGUGCAUACAAAGACCAAAAGCACGAUCUCUUUCUUCCUUCAAAUGCUCAAUCUGCAGCAGCUGGCAUUGCCGGACUCAUCGAAAAUUCAUCAUCGUCGAGACUCACAUACGCCCUUACAGCACCUCCACCACAAUCUACUACUUCUAGACCUCCCCCAUCAUCCACGCCUGACUUCAGCGGAAAACAGGACUAACCUUUGUAGCAAAAAGGGUAUGAUGUUUUUACAUAAAAUGGAACAUACAUCCAAGUCUAUACUUGUAAUUCUCCUGUAUAGUUCACUGUACAGUUUUGUUGUCUUCUUUCUCCAAGGAGCAUGUAGGAAGCAUGUGCAAUUUUCUCUAUCCCUUUAUUUCCUUGUAAAUUGGAUUAUGUAUUUACCGGUUUGCUACAAAAUAGUGAGGCCAUUUUGUGCAUUCCAUGAAA